Messenger RNA from Loxodonta africana (African savanna elephant), 5415 nucleotides. RefSeq names its product Cdk5 and Abl enzyme substrate 1 (gene CABLES1). The transcript has 10 exons. Gene Ontology annotation, cellular component: cytosol. The record is from RefSeq and is a predicted model, not a curated record. Lineage: Eukaryota; Metazoa; Chordata; Mammalia; Proboscidea; Elephantidae. Gene Ontology annotation, biological process: regulation of cell cycle; nervous system development. The coding region runs from base 1 to 1863 and encodes 620 amino acids.
AUGGCGGCUGCUGCAGCCACCGCGGCCGCCACCGCCGGCACGGCCGCCUGCAGCGGCAGCAACAGCAGCGGCGCCGGCACCGACGCCGCCGGCAGCAGCGGAUUGCAGCAGCCGCCGCCACAGCCCCAGCCCGCGGCCGCGGCGCCGGCCCAGCCGCCGCCACCCGAGCCCCCCAGGAAGCCACGCAUGGACCCGCGGCGGCGCCAGGCUGCUCUCUCCUUCCUCACCAACAUCUCGCUGGACGGACGGCCGCCGCUGCAGGAAGAGGAGUGGGGCGGCGGCGAGGAGAGCGGCGCGGUCAAGGCGGGCGGCGGCAGUGCCUGCGGCGCGAGGACCCGCCUCAGCCUGCUCCCGUCCGCCGAACGCGCCGGCUGCACCGCGCUUGCGGCAGCGGCGUUUGCGGCUGGACCCGGCCUCUGCGCCCCGCAGUCCUCGCCACUGCCGCUUCUGCCCCCGGGAGGCCACGCGAUCGUGCCCGGCCCCACGGCGGUCCGGGGGUUCGCCGGCCCCUUCGGCGCGGGCCGGGCGUCAGGGGAGCAGCUGCAGCUGCCCGACGGGUCCGGGGGCGCGGUUCAGGAGGAGUUGGAGGAGGACGAUGCUUUUACAAGCGUGCAGGUGCCGGCGGCCGCCUUCUUGAGCUGCGGGGCCCCCGGGACUGGGAGCGGCAGUCGGGGCCGCCUCAAUUCGUUUACUCAGGGAAUUCUGCCCAUCGCCUUCUCCAGGCCCACCUCUCAGAACUACUGCGCCCUGGAACAGCCGGGCCAGGGGGGCAGCACCAGCGCCUUCGAGCAGCUGCAGAGGUCCCGACGUCGCCUCAUCUCCCAGAGGUCUUCCUUGGAGACACUGGAAGACAUUGAAGAGAACGCACCUCUACGGAGAUGUCGAACUCUCUCAGGUUCGCCCAGACCAAAGAAUUUUAAGAAGAUUCAUUUUAUCAAGAAUAUGCGGCAACAUGACACCAGGAACGGCAGAAUAGUCCUUAUCAGUGGCAGAAGAUCCUUCUGUAGUAUCUUUUCAGUGCUGCCGUACCGUGACAGUACCCAGGCCGGGGAUUUGAAGUUGGAUGGAGGGAGACAGUCAGCAGGCGCCAUGAGCUUGAAAGAGAUCAUCGGUCUGGAGGGCGUGGAGCUGGGCGCUGACGGGAAGACUGUUUCUUAUACCCAAUUUCUGUUACCCACAAAUGCCUUCGGGGCCAGAAGAAACACCAUAGACUCCACCUCGUCCUUUUCCCAGUUCCGGAACCUGAGCCACCGCAGUCUUUCCAUCGGACGAGCAAGCAGCACCCAGGGGAGCCUCGACACAGGUAGUGACCUGGGAGACUUCAUGGACUAUGAUCCCAAUCUCCUGGAUGACCCGCAGUGGCCUUGUGGCAAGCACAAGCGAGUUCUGAUCUUCCCAUCGUACAUGACCACAGUCAUUGACUAUGUGAAGCCCUCAGAUCUCAAGAAGGACAUGAACGAGACCUUCAAGGAGAAGUUUCCGCACAUUAAGUUAACACUCAGCAAAAUAAGGAGUCUGAAGCGAGAGAUGCGGAAGCUGGCUCAGGAGGACUGCGGCUUUGAGGAGCCCACUGUGGCCAUGGCCUUUGUCUACUUUGAGAAGCUGGCCCUCAAGGGAAAGCUAAACAAACAGAACCGGAAGCUUUGUGCUGGAGCAUGUGUGCUGUUAGCAGCCAAAAUUGGAAGUGACCUCAAAAAGCAUGAGGUCAAGCAUCUAAUUGAUAAACUGGAAGAGAAGUUCCGGCUGAACAGACGAGAGCUGAUUGCCUUUGAAUUCCCAGUGUUAGUGGCCUUAGAGUUCGCGCUUCAUCUGCCAGAGCACGAAGUCAUGCCCCACUACAGACGCCUGGUCCAGAGCUCCUAGCACAGGCCCCAUGGGGGGGCGCCUGCCCGGGAGGCGAGGGCCGCUUCCUCCAAGCCUGUGGAGCUGCACUCACUACUGGAAAUGCAAAAACAGAACUUAGAACGCCACACUUUGUUUGUCUUCUCAACGUGUUUUUGUGGAAACAGCACCAGAAGCUUUUCAGGGAGCCUUCAGUCUGGCUAGCUGAGAGGACUGUAAGCUGUUUACCGCUCAGAGCGAGGGAAGGAGGAAACCAUGCUGAAGACAGCAGGCCAGUGCUGAAGCUGGGGCGGCCCAAGACCCAGCGCAAACCCUCCGUGAGCAAGAAUUCUUAGUUGUCCCAUCCCAGUUCUCCUUCCAGGCACACACACACCUCACAAGUAUGGUCCAGGGCCUUCUCUCCAGACCUGUUCCAACUCCAAGUGUGUGGCAUUAAAGAGCAUAGGGGAAGAGAAUUUGCAGAAGUUGGGGGAAAGCUUUGAAAUAUCCCCUCACUGUGUCAAAAGAGGAAGCCUUGGUGGUGUAGUGGUUAAGUGCUACGGCUGCUAACCAAAGGGUUAGCAGUUCGAAUCCGCCAGGCGCUCCUUGGAAACUCUAUGGGGCAGUUCUACUCUGUCCUAUAGGGUCAGUAUGAGUCGGAAUUGACUCACCGGCACUGGGUUUGGUUUGGGGUUUUGGUGCCAAAAGAGCGUGACAACCUAUUUUUGUAUCUGCUAUUGGAAGUGCACUUUCCCCCGGGGUGUGGGAAUGAGUGAGUGUGUGUGCACACGUGUGUUUGUGUGUGUGAGUGAUUGAGGGUACUGCAUCAGCCCUAGUCCCCCAAAGGCAGGCCCCCUGUUCAUAGUGCAGACCUCAGCCUGCAGUUGGGAACCAGGCUGACCUUCAGCAAUUACUUCUUGACUAUUUCUGGUUAGGGAUCACUCUGUCAAUUCCAGACUGCUUGACACCCUCAGCCGCUUACAAAAUGACACUAUUUCUGUUACUGCUACUACAACCCACAGGACAGAGAAAAUAAGUUUUCAUAUCGGACCCAGCUGUAUGGAACAGGUGUUGCAUUUGGGUAUGGGUAACAUUUCUGUUGUCUGGCCGUCGUGACACCAUGGGCAAGUCUUCAGCCAUCGCACUUUGCCACUGUGGGGGCAGCGGGAGUGGCACCCCACGGGGUUCCUGUGCUCUAUGUUAGAGCGCUUAAUGAGCACAUUGACUGUGCUAUAUGUAAAAAAAAAAGAAGUGUUUUAUAAAAAUCCAGAGUAGGGGCAAGACCAUGACUGGUGAUUUGAUACUUUUGACAGCUGAGAGAAACUGCGUUUUGAGCUGAAGCUGAGUCAAGGAGGCAGUGGCUCGUAACAGGACCACCAUGUUCCCAGAGCUCAGCACAGCAUUUCAGUCAGCUGGUUCCAGCAGUAAUGGUGACUCGCGCCGACUCGCUAAGAGAACCUGUACCUGAAACAGGUCACCACGCGGUCACCUCCCAGCAUGAGAGAGGUGCCAGCCAGGGAUUUAUCUGACUGAAGAAAGCCUUCUGUGGCCAUGUAAAAAGAGAAUUAAAAUAUUUUCUUGUUUUAUAUCUACAUGUAUGUGUAUACACAUGUAUCCUACCAGCAUCCCUUUGCCCUGCGGUGCUCAUACUUCUGCCACCGCUGGCAACUCUGACUUGUCACAGAACCAGAGUUUUUCACAUCACCCCAGAGAAAGGGAAAUGGGGGAACAAGUGUAGUUAGCAGAACUUGAAAGAACCAGAUUGUCACAUAAAACAACAAAAAACAAACCCAUUGCUGUCCAGUCGAUGCCAACUCAUAGUGACCCUAUACUACAGCGUAGAAGUGCCCCGUGGGGCUUCAAGGGGCACAUGGUGGAUUCGAACUGCUGACCUUUUGGUUAGCAGCCAAGCUCUUAACCACUGCGCCACCAGGGCUUCGAUCAUCGUAUGGAAAAAUUCAAGCAGCAGCUGUUGAAAGAGAAAACAAUACUUGGCUUCUUGGAGUCUUAGAUUUAACCGAGGAUAGUCCUCAAUAUCUUGCUAAUAAAUUCUCUUGUCGGAAUCAAUUGUGAGACAGCAGUUUGGGUUGAAAGGAUAUAUGAUCUCUCUGGCUGACCUAAAGCUAACCAGUUGUUAAGUCAACCCUGAAUGUGGCGACCCCAUGCGUGUCAGAGUAGAACUGUGCUCCUGAGGAUUUUCAGUGUCUGAUUUUUCGGAAGUAGAUUACCAGGCCUUUCUUUCAAGGUGCCUCUGGGUGGAUUUAAACCUCCAGCUUUUAGGUUAGCAGCCAAGCACCUAACCACUUGCACCACCCAGUGACUCCAAGGUAGGCUAACUAGUGUUUAAGGGGAACCUACUGUUGGAGCCCUGGUGGGACAGUGGUUAAGAGCUUGGCUGCUAACCAAAAAGGUUGGCAGUUCAAAUCCACCAGCCAUUCCUUGGAAACCCUGUGCUAUAGGGUUGCUAUAAGUCGGAAUCAGCUCGAAGGCAACAGGUUAACAGGUAACAGGUAAGGCAGACUGGGAAGCACAGAGUGUUCAAAGCAUCCCCGUCACCCAUGCUCUCGGGCUCAGGUAGAGUGGGUGGUGUCUGUCACCUGCAUCCUCUGAUGAACCACCCUGGCUGAGCAGCCCCUUGGCGCCCUCAUGAGUGCCCAGCAGGAGCCUUUCCAAGAAGCAGGGCUGCUGGCAUCUGGAAGCUUCCUGCAGAGCUCUCCACCGUCCAUUCGCCUGAGUCUCCUGCCAAGAACAGGGGGCACCAGUCCAGGACACAGGCCACCAGCCCAGAUGUGGGGAAUGAAGCCUGCACCCUUCCUGUGUCUUCAAACCAGCCUAAUAUCCUUGGGUUUGGGGGGAUUUUUUGUUUCAUUUUUAAGAAGCCCUGGUGGUGCAGUGCUUAAAGUGCUUGCCUGCUAACUGAAAGGUGAGCUGUUCAAACCCACCAGGUGCUCCAUGGGAAAAAGAAGGGGAAGUCUGCUUCCAUAAAGAUUACAGCCUUGGAAACUCUGUGGGACAGUUCUGCUCUGUCCUGUAGGAUUGCUAAGAGUUGGAAUAGACUCUGUAGCAGUGAGUUUUUGGUUUUUUUUAUUUGUUUGUUUUUUGGCAUUUAUGAGAUGGACUCAAGAGUAACUGGUUAUAUUUGUUAUCUAGUGCUGCCAUAACAGAAAUACCACAAGUGGAUGGCUUUAACAAAGAGAAAUUUAUCGUCUCACAGUCUGGUAGGUUACAAGUCCAAAUUCAGGGGAAGGCUUUCUCUCUCUGUCAGCUCUGGAGGAAGCUCUUUGUCCUCAAUCUUCCUCUGGUCAAGGAGCUUCUCAGGCAGGCGCAGGGACUCCGUGUUCAAAGGACGCGCUCUGCUCCUGGUGCUGCUUUCUUGGUGGUAUGAGGUCUCCAACUCUCUGCUUGCUUCCCUUUCCUUUUAUUUCUUGAGAGAGAAAAGGUGGUGCGGGCCACACCCCAGGGAAACUCCUGUUACCUUGGAUCAGGGUGGUGUUAGAAUCCCAACCUAAUCCUCAACAUAAAAUUACAAUCACAAAAUGGAGGACCACCACACAUGCCCUAACCAAGUUGGUACAUUUUUGGGGGGACAUAAUC